Messenger RNA from Saccoglossus kowalevskii, 853 nucleotides. RefSeq names its product von Willebrand factor D and EGF domain-containing protein-like. The record is from RefSeq and is a predicted model, not a curated record. Gene Ontology annotation, cellular component: cell surface; extracellular region. Gene Ontology annotation, biological process: anatomical structure development; methylation. Gene Ontology annotation, molecular function: signaling receptor binding; methyltransferase activity; nucleic acid binding. NCBI's taxonomy places the organism in Eukaryota, Metazoa, Hemichordata, Enteropneusta, Harrimaniidae.
AUGCCGCCAUCUGCUCUGUUUGAAUCACGUUGCUACACACAAUGCAGUGAACACGGUAGAUGCAUGAACGGGGCAUGCCAUUGUAACGAAGGAUAUGGCGGCGCUGAUUGCUCUGUUGUUCUCUCACAACCGCCCAGUGUGCUAUGGAUAAAAGGCGACCGUCACCAUGGAAUGUGUGAUGCACGCAACGAAGAUUGUCAACUUGUUUCCUUAAUCGGCGAUAAUUUACUCAACUCGAAUGCUUUGUCAUGCCAUUACGCAAUCACUGAGCUUGUCAAUGGCAAUUGGUCAGAAACUACAGUUGAUAACUUACAUCAAACAGAGACGAUUUUCAUGAGUUUCCGAGAAGUACAUUGUCAAUUAUCAGAACCCAUUGUAACCAUUGCGCACUCGGAAGAAAAAGGUACAACGUUCGCUACUGUGAUGGUAUAUGUGAGCAAUGACAUGGGAACUACAUUGAGUAAUGGAAUGGUAUUGACGACGUACGAUUCCAGAUGUAUCCUUUGUAACGGCAAUGGAAUGUGUAGGAUGAAGAAAAAUACGUGUCAAAUUAAUGGCCAUUGUUACUCAUCUGGUCAGUACCAUCCCAGUGACUAUACAAUGCAGUGUGUUCCAGGCACAUCCCAGGACAGCUGGACUGUUGAGGAUGAUACUCCGAUUGAUUUGGUGAUCGGUUUGUCUGUAGGCGCCAUGAUUCUGGUGGUGGCACUGGUGAUUGGUGUUGCAUGGUUUUGUAAGAAUCCUCGCAACAUAAAAUAAUACGUCUCCCGUCACGAUUAUAGACGAGCAUGUUGGCCGGGAAAAUUUGUUACAUACAUAUACUCAAGGAACUGUACUUGUUCUUUUGUACAUG